Messenger RNA from Naegleria lovaniensis, 1470 nucleotides. RefSeq lists its product as uncharacterized. Lineage: Eukaryota; Heterolobosea; Eutetramitea; Acrasida; Naegleriidae. The record is from RefSeq and is a predicted model, not a curated record. Gene Ontology annotation, biological process: protein polyubiquitination; proteasome-mediated ubiquitin-dependent protein catabolic process. Gene Ontology annotation, molecular function: protein binding; ubiquitin protein ligase activity. The coding region runs from base 1 to 1470 and encodes 489 amino acids. The transcript is spliced from 3 exons.
AUGUUGGGAGGAUCAAAUUUUGGAGAAUUGUUGGGAGCAGGAUUAUUGUUCUUAUUGGCUAAAAAGGUGAAAAAGCCAACCAUUUGGAUCAUUCUUGAUGCUGUGUUUUUAAAUUUGAUGUGGAUUUUCCCAUUCCUUACUUUUGAUGAAAAGACAGACAAUAAUUUAAUCUUUGCAAUUUGUAUUGUUCCUGCCAUGGUGUUGACUUCUGAUGAAGCCAAUGAAGAAACAGGGGUGAACGAAUUGGCUGCCGUAAUGAGCUUCUUAUAUUCCUGCUACAUCAUCAUUACCACAUUUAUUGUAUUUGGCUUGUCACAAGGACUUGAUCGAUUUAAUGCUGAAAAGAGACCAGAAUUAGGUUUCAUGACCAUUUGCAUUUUACUCACCGUGUUAUCAUUUAUCAUUUGCGCUCUGUAUUUACUGUUUGCGAAAAUUAAGCCAACACCAGAAGAGGAAGAAUUAGAACGAAAGAAUCAAGAAAUGCAAGUUCUUUCAGGAGUGCCCAAAGAAGUUGAUGUUCCUCCUCCGGGAAUUGAUCCGUAUCAUGAUUAUGUUGAUAAUCGCACAGAUCCGUCCGAUGUAAAAAUUUCUUAUAAUUUACAGUGUAUUUUAGUCAGCGAUUAUGAACAAGCAAGUAUUGUAUGUUAUGACUUGAAAACAAGAGAAGAGCUCAAAACAAUUUAUAUCUCAACAAGACAAGUAAGACAUUUGUGUAUUGAAGAAAAUGAAAUUGAUGAUGCAUUGAUAUUUGCGAGUAGUACUUUAAUACUCAAGUAUGAUUUGAGACGGUUACUUGCAUUACCUGAAAAGCGCGUCCAAUUAAAGAUACAAACACAACCAUUCUACCUUUGGAAAAGUGAAGCAUGUAAAUGGGCCCAAGGAAUUGCAAUUCCAUAUCAUUCCAAAGCAUCAUCUACAAAAACGGUAUAUGUCUGUGAUAUUGCUUGUAACACAAUUGUGCAGUUAAAUUUACAAAAUGGAGAACUCAUUUCGAAAAUUCCUAUAGAUCGACCUUUUGGGCUUGCUUUUUCUCAGCCAUGGACUAAUUUUACAGCAGCAGAAUACAUGAUUGUUACUCAAGUAGAGCCAAAACACACGAUAACCAUUUUUCAAAGGGAACAAGAUGUUGAAGGUGGAGACAAAUGGAAUCAUUUCAAAACAUUAGGAAAACUUGGUAGCCUAAAUGAUGAAUUACGAAAUCCAUGUGGUGUAGUGUGUGAUCAUAAUAAUGGAACUAUUAUUGUAGCAGAUUGUGACAAUGCACGAGUUCAAAUAGUUUCAUUGCAGAAUUUUGAGUGGAUUGCAAGAUUUGGUAAACCAAUGUCUACAUCCCCGUCUGAUCACUACAUUAGCAUGGAGCCAUUAUCACCUGAAACAUCGUUUCAUUUUACGUAUUAUCCUUAUGGUCUAUGUCUUAACGAGUUGACAGGAGAGUUAUUCGUAUGCGAAAGUGAAAAUAAAUUUGAAUAG